AAAAUUAAAUUAACGAUUAAAAGCAGAAUUUUAAUAUAAUUUAGCUUAAAACAAUUAUUUAUUUUAAAAAAUCUGAGUUAUGUGAGCUUUUAUUAAUAAGAAUUAAAAGGUUUUCUCUCUUCUACAGGUUUUGUAUGGUUUUCUUUUGUCUUGUGCUCAGUGUAUUUUCUACAAUAAGCGAAUACGAACAGAUCUCUAGUGAUAUCUUAUUGAGAAUGGAAAUACUUAUGGUAGUGUGGUUCACAUUAGAAUUUUUCCUACGCCUUUGGUCGGCUGGUUGUCGAUCUCGUUAUCAAGGUUGGAUAGGACGUUUAAGAUUCCUUCAUAGCCCCUUCUGUAUCAUAGAUAUAAUUGUGAUUAUCGCAUCGAUUAUUGUCUUGGCCGUCGGGAGUAGUGGCCAAGUGUUCGCUGCUUCGGCUUUACGUGGCUUAAGGUUCUUCCAGAUUCUAAGGAUGGUGAGAAUGGACAGACGAGGAGGAACAUGGAAGUUGCUAGGUUCCGUAGUUUAUGCCCAUAGGCAGGAACUAAUUACUACGCUUUAUAUUGGCUUCCUGGGAUUGAUUUUUUCGUCAUUUUUAGUUUUUCUUGCCGAAAAAGAUGCAGAAAAUUCCAAAUAUAAAAAUUUUGCCGAUGCAUUAUGGUGGGGUGUGAUUACACUCUGUACUGUCGGGUACGGUGAUACCGUACCCAUCACGUGGCCUGGUAAAUUAAUAGCUGCCUUUUGUGCCCUUUUGGGCAUAUCUUUCUUCGCUCUGCCAGCCGGAAUAUUGGGAUCGGGUUUUGCACUAAAAGUGCAGCAGCAGCAACGUCAGAAGCAUAUGAUUAGGCGAAGGGUUCCGGCAGCAACUCUAAUUCAAUGCUUAUGGAGGUGUUAUGCAGCCGAUGAAAAUUCCAUGUCAGUAGCUACAUGGAAAAUUCAUCAGUUACCCCUUCCAAGUCCACCCGCUUAUACGACUUCUUCCUUUACAAGCACUAAACGCAGAGAUAGGCUGGAUCUACCACCCGGAGGGGGAAGUCUUUUCAAGCACAAUACUUCCUUCGUCAGUCGCCUAUCCACCAUUAGGAGACACAAGCAACCUAUGGCAACUCAUACACAUUCCCCCAUGCCCAGAAGUCGGUUCGGUGAUUCCAAUUCUUCCACAGACAACCUGGGUUCCCGUAUCCCAGCUAGCUACAGCGAAGACAGCGUGUCCAAAGAUGUCUCUGAUGCUUCCAAGCGCAACUCGGAUGGAUCUAGGAGAGGCAGUUUCUGUAGCAGUUUCUUUCUCAGAGCACGUAGAGAAAGUCCACCUUUUGAUGAAGAAGCUGAAGAGCCACAUCUUACAGUACUUACAAAACAACAUAAAAAUGCUAUAAGAGCACUUAGAAAGAUAAAAUAUUUUGUGGCUAGAAGAAAAUUCAAAGAGGCCUUAAAACCUUACGACGUCAAAGAUGUUAUAGAACAAUACUCAGCUGGACACGUGGAUCUUUUAAGCAGAGUGAAGAACGUUCAAUCCAGAUUGGAUCAAAUUUUAGGAAAAGCGGGAUCUAAAGCGAAGGAUGUUUACGAAUCGAAAAUUAGCUUAGCUUCGAGGAUCGUAAAAGUUGAAAGAAGUGUGGAAGACAUAGAAACAAAACUGGAUCAAUUUAUGGAAAUGUACAUAGAAGACCGUAGUCGAUUAUUAGCUUCUCAACCGGUACCAAAUCCUCCAAUUCAUCAUUAUCAGCAAUCUCUCGCCCCAACUAGUAGUCCCAUUGCGACCGCAUCUUCUAGUUCCGCUAUAAUGCCUAAACCCAAAUCCAUAUUGGUAGAUAAACAAGCCAGUGAGCCAAACACGCCCGUAGCCAAAAGCUUCGAACGUACCAUCCAUCGAGGUAACUCGGAUCUGGGACAAAGACUUAAGAAGAAAGUAACCGUGAGGCAUUCUCUAGAAGCUAGUUUCAAUUCUACAAUUGAACAAUCUGAGGUGACUACACCCAGCAUCAGAAUUGAUGCGGAAACUGGAGGUGAAUCAAAAGUCUCUUUCUUCUCUUCUGGUGAUUCUGUUAACGUCGAAAUCUCAGAAACUAGUACUCUAGGAACCGAAGUUGAAUCUCUAGGAGACGGUGAACAGAUUUCUGAAAAUACAGAAUUAUUAAGGAAGCAAUCUGACUGUGAUGUGAAAUCGGUGCUGACGGAUUCGGACGUAAUUUUACGUACAAAUGACUUGAAAGUUUAACAGCAAAUGCUCCACAUUCCAUCCAUAUCAUCUAGUCUUUAACUCAGGUAAUAAAAAACAGCCCAUUUCUCAAUCUAGGAAAGAUUUUUCUUUCCAUUUCUAGAAUACUAUAAUAUCAAGCACUCGGAUCUACAACAGGAUCCAGCCAUUUACGAGACGAACGAAGUGACCAUAGAUGGUGGCUUCCAUAGCCUUUCAAUGCACAGAUAGAGAUUAGAAUAACGACCAAAUUUUUUAAGAUGGUGCGAGUCUACAUUAGCUAGAUGACAAAUUCUUCCAUUCCACAUAUAAACUGAGAAUAAGAAUUUUAGUCUUCGAUCAUUGUAUAAUACAAGCUUUUUUUUUUGCUACAUUGCACAUAAUUACCAUCUUUGAUGCACAAGAAAACAGAAUGUAGAGAAUGAGAUCAUGUAUAUAUAAUUAGCAUCUUGUUCUACAUCAUUAUGAUAUUCAAAAAUGGGAUUAUUGAGCUAAAAGAAAAAUGGCAAUAACUCCAAAUUACCGAAUGAGAAGGAUGUUUACAGUUUGGUCUAAAUUAGCUCAAAAGUCCAAGAAUUUUUUUAAACAUCGCUUAACAAAACAAGAUUUACUUUCACUUAAAAAAGCAGCACGUCGCCAUUAAGGAUGACAUUUCUACUAUUUAUCUAUCUGUAUCUCUUUUUCUCGCUCUCUUCACGCCUUCUUUUAGCCCAAAACAACGAGCUAUUCAUUAACGAAAAGAUAAAAGCCUUCAUCAUGUGACUUCCUAUUAACUACUAGGUGAUUAAGAAAUGAUCUAUUUUCGCCACAAAAAUAUUAUCGAAUAGAUUUUUGAAUGCACGUAGAAUUUGGGAUGUAAGUUAUAAAUUACGAACGAAAGUAAUGUCACUUCAUUUCCUUAGGUGUACUCGUUCUAUCAGAAUAAUGUACACUAUUACAUCAAUUUGACGUCAUUCUUACAGUUCUCUUGAGGUAAUGACGCCAGUUAACGUUAAAGUGACGUAAAAGUGUAUACUAUUUAGACAAAACGAUACUAUUCGUUCUAUCCGAAUAAUGUACUCUAUUGCAUCAAUUUGACGUCAUUCUUACAACUUUAUUGAGCUAAUGACGUCAGUGUACACUUAACAUAAUGUGACGUAAGAGUGUACACUAUUUAGACAAAACGACACUAUUUGUUCUAUCCGAAUAAUGUACUCUAUUACAUCAAUUUGACGUCAUUCAUACAAUUUUCUUGAGAUAGUGACGUCAGUUUGACGUAAAAGUGUACACUAUUUAGACAAAACGACACUUCUUAUAUGUUUUUAAGUACAGAUUGCUAUUCCAUCUAGUGUGAUCAACUUCUGAAUUUUAUCAACAUCAGAAAACACUUUCAUUCUUAAAAGUACAUAAUUCUUAUUUAAUAAAGUUUCUUGUAUUUAUUUGUAAAUAUUUACAUAAAAAAUUUGACUGUUUAGUUUCUCAGAGGUGCUGAAGUAAACGUUUGUCUUGUGUUUUGUUUAUUUGAGGUAAACGGGAUUCAAAUGUACAAAUAAAAAUAAUAAACUUGGUGAUGAGAA
Messenger RNA from Centruroides sculpturatus (bark scorpion), 3733 nucleotides. Its product is annotated as potassium voltage-gated channel subfamily KQT member 5-like. Gene Ontology annotation, molecular function: voltage-gated potassium channel activity. Gene Ontology annotation, biological process: transmembrane transport; potassium ion transport. Gene Ontology annotation, cellular component: membrane. The record is from RefSeq and is a predicted model, not a curated record. Bases 135 to 2198 code for a protein of 687 amino acids. NCBI's taxonomy places the organism in Eukaryota, Metazoa, Arthropoda, Arachnida, Scorpiones, Buthidae. The transcript is spliced from 13 exons.